Molecule: messenger RNA, 1407 nt
Organism: Fusarium vanettenii 77-13-4
Lineage: Eukaryota; Fungi; Ascomycota; Sordariomycetes; Hypocreales; Nectriaceae
Exons: 2
Coding region: 1-1407 (468 amino acids)
Source: RefSeq, a predicted model, not a curated record
AUGGACAUUCCCACGACCUCUGCCGCUGCCGCAUCCGUUGCAUCUCGGGUCGGUCAAGCACCUACGCCGUAUGAGCGCGAGAUUUUGACAGCUCUCGGUCACUACCCUCAAGGAACUGGGUAUCGCAGACGAUAUGUUCGAGCCUCUCGGCGAAUUUUCGACUCCACAGACGAAUGGCCAUGGGAGUGGGCAGCCGACUUUUUGCCCAAUAAACCAUGGGGUUAUUGUAUGCUCGAAGAGAUCGCCCGAACUCUUGAUGAGCUGGACAGAAGGUCGACCGAAGCCAACAGCGACAGCAACGCGGAAACCCUCAGAGAGUUCCUCCGAAAUAGGGCUCGUGAGCGGGACCAGAGUGAUCCGCACCUGAUCCCCGGUGACGUGCGCAAAGCUAUGGAACAUUUUGGUGUGAAGAGAAAUGCGAAACGAACUACGGAGGCCCCAAAUGACAGUGAGGUUAACGGAGAGGAAGGCAGAUCUGAAGACCACAAGAACGCAAACAAUGGGUUCACUGGAGGGAACGACAAUCAACAAGGUGAAACGCAGAAUGAAGUUGAUGCUGCUGGUUCCACUUCGCCGGUAACUGCUGGGAAUCGGAAACGCCCUGGUGAAGCAUUCGACAAUUCUCAGACCAGAAAGAGUGCUCGAAGAGAUGAGCCCGAACACCAUGGGGGGCCAGCUCUUGAUGGCCCUGCUCAAACAAUGCCACAGACUGAAGGCCUGAUUGAUUUGGUAGGCCAGGUCCAGUUCCCAGUGACCGAUGAGAAGCCACUUGCACCGUUCCUGUCAAACAUCGUCAGUACGAUCGAGGACCAGAGAGCCGCAACGCGAAUGACUCUAAAUGGGAUCAAAGACCAGCUGAAUGCCGCACGAUUUUCGAUGAGAGCACGAGACACAUCGCUGAACGAGUUGGCCCAGGACGGGGUAACCACACAAAGGCUUGAGGAACUUCGCUGGGCGUUUGGGAAUACGAUUGAAGCCAAAAGGGACAUACAGAGAGCAAAGACGUUCUUCGAACGACACCAGGCCGAGUUGGCCUUGGACGCCCUCCUCGCUUCUCAGGUGGCAGAACAGUAUGAAACGAGACUGCGUGAAUGCGAUGAGGGCAUUGCUCAUGCUGAGGCCGAUCUUCGGGGCAUGGAAGAGGCCUAUACUGCCAAGUGUCAGGAGUGGGAGAGACUCAAGAGCCUGCUUCGCAAAGACCAAGAAAGAGUCAGACAUCUGGAAGUCUCCCACGAACACUUCACCCUGCAGCUCGAGUACUACCGCACGAUUGGAGAUAUGACGAAGCUUGGGGCUUACGGCGUGGCAUCUCUGACAAAAAGGCUUGCGGAAAAUGGCAUUGCGUUGUUCACUGCGACAAAAGAUUCCGGAAUGAAGAACGAGUCUUCAGUCGACUCCGCCUCAUGA